This is a messenger RNA of Exophiala mesophila, 2545 nucleotides long. RefSeq lists its product as uncharacterized. Lineage: Eukaryota; Fungi; Ascomycota; Eurotiomycetes; Chaetothyriales; Herpotrichiellaceae. The transcript has 9 exons. Gene Ontology annotation, cellular component: plasma membrane. Gene Ontology annotation, biological process: protein processing. Bases 81 to 2405 code for a protein of 774 amino acids. Gene Ontology annotation, molecular function: metalloendopeptidase activity. The record is from RefSeq and is a predicted model, not a curated record.
CUUGAACUUGCGGUUGUCAUCAUCUCAUCAGGCAUCAGCGUUGUUGCAUUCUUCGUGCCUGUGACUUUUCAUCGGUCGCCAUGGGCCACGAUCAUUUGCCUUUGGCUUCGUCUGAGAAGCUCGAGCUCCUUUCAUCCAAGUACGAUGACGAUGAUGUCGAAAUCCAAGCCCCUCGCCUGGCGCCUGGCGCUCAGAAGCCUUCGUCAACCUCGUUGUUGCGAAGACGAUCACCAAUAUUUCUUUCUUUGGGAACAGUACUGAUCUACAUCCUCUUCAAACUCUGGGCCAUUCAUUCUGCUCCUGUCGAACAAGACUCGGAUAUCUGCCUGACCCCAGAAUGUGUUCAUGCAGCUUCGGAGAUUCUAUAUAACCUGUCUCCCAAUUAUAAAAACAUCGACCCUUGCACAAACUUUGAGGAACUGGUUUGUGGAGGUUGGAGAGAGCGCCAUGAUCUUCGUCCAGAUCAGGGCGAUGCCUUUACUGGUACGAUCAUGUCAGAGACUUCUCAGACCUUGCUUCGACAUAUCCUUGAAUCAUCAUACCCUGGAUCUUCCAAGCAUUCGACCUUCUCACCAGCAAACUUGGCAAAGUGCACGGCAUCAGUUGAUGAGCAGAACUUUAUCAAGCUUCAAGCUGCUUACAACGCUUGUCUAAAUGAGGAUAUCAUCAAAGAUGUUGGUGUGGCCCCCUUGGCAUCUAUCCUGAACAACAUCCUGGCCUCCUACCCUUUGGCCGAAUCCGAGGAUGACCAUCAGCAACUCUCCAAUACCAUCCUUUACUUGGCAGAACUUGGAGUCACGUCGUUGGUCGCAACUGGUACCGGGGCUGAUGACACGGAUCCUGAUACUGUCAUUGUCUCAGUCUCGGCUCCCUACCGCAUUGGUCUUCCCGCGAAAGAGUUGUACAAAGACGACAAGCUCGUGGAGAAGUACAAGUCCGUCGUGGGACAGGUUCUAUCAGCAUUGCUUCCAGAUCACUUCUCCAUGACCGAAAUAUCCUCUACUUUAGUCGACUUCGAGAAAAAGCUUGCAGCUGCCUCUCCGGAUGCGGAGGACAGGGAUGAUGUAACCAAAUACUACAAUCCCAUGUCACCUGAUGAAGCCGACUCACUUGUUCCGGCAGUCAGUCUAUCCAAAAUCAUCAACACCCUUUCCCCUGAUGGUGUCACAGCCGACCGCUUCAUUGUCAUGGCGCCGGAAUACCUCAAGAAACUCAAUGAGCUGAUCGACGAGACUUCGCGAGAUGUGAUUCAAGCUUACUUCCUAUGGAAGGCGAUCCAAUCAUAUGCUUCUUUCAUUGAGGCUGAUGCUAUCACGCCGUACAAGCGCUUCUCGAACGAGUUGCAAGGCAAGGACCCAGACUCAACUCCAGAACGUUGGCGAACUUGCGUCAAUCACGUCGAUGAUGGUCUUGGUUGGAUCUUGUCCCGCUUCUUUGUUGAAAAGGCCUUCUCCGAACAAGCAAAGGUGUUUGGCGACCAGAUUGUCUCAGACAUCAAAGACCAGUUCAUUGAGAAACUCAAGAAGACGACAUGGAUGGAGAAGCAAGUCGUCGAUCUUGCCAUUGAUAAAGUCCACAACAUUGUGCAGAAGAUCGGUUAUCCCACAAAGAGUCCAGAUAUCCUGAACCCUCGGAAACUCAGACACUACUACAAAUCUGUCGACGUCAGUGCAACAACAUUCUUUGAGAACGCUGUCUCCAUGAGCAAGUCCGAUGUCAAGAAGGAAUGGUCUGCCCUUGGAAAACCGGUUGACCGAGACCAGUGGGACAUGACCGUUCCUACUGUGAAUGCAUAUUACAACCCACCAGGGAACGAGAUCGUUUUCCCUGCUGGCAUCAUGCAGUUCCCCGUCUUUGAUGUUGCUGUUCCUCAAUAUGUCUCCUACGGCGCCUUUGGCUCCGUCUCGGGCCAUGAACUUUCACAUGCCUUCGAUUCCACCGGACGACACUACGACCAGAAUGGCAAUUACACUGAUUGGUGGACGGACAAGACAGUCCGUGCAUUCUCGGACAAAGCCCAAUGCUUUAUCGAGCAAUACGCCAACUUCACCGUUGAAGGGGCCGACGGAAAGCCCCUCCACGUCAAUGGGCGUUUGACUCUUGGAGAGAACAUCGCCGAUGCCGGCGGUCUUUCCGCAUCUUUCCAGGCGUGGCAGCAAAGACGAGCUGAAACCCCGAAUAAGCAUCUCCCAGGCUUAGACUUCUUCACGCAAGAGCAGCUCUUCUUUGUCAGCUAUUCGAACUGGUGGUGUGGCAUGAGUCGCAAGGAAACGGCGAUCAACCGUGUGUACACCGACCCUCAUGCACCUAAGUGGGCACGAAUUCUCGGAACCAUGGCCAACUCGCGCGAGUUCUUGGACAGUUUCCAAUGCAAUACCAGAGAGCCCGUGUGUGAAUUAUGGUGAGUAAAACUCACAUCGGAUGGGGAACUCGAUUGAUUCGAGGGAAUGCGCAUGUGUUCGAGAUGAGUGUACUAUCUUCCCCAGUGGUCAUCAUAAGUUCCAACCCUAAAAUAUGAAACUUCCAAUUUUUAAUAUAAUACUGC